AUGAUUGAAAGGUUCACUCCUCUUUCUGAUUCUUCGGAUCCAUUUGAAAAGGAAGUCCUGAACCACUACGAGACCAAUCGCGAAAAGCAUAACGGUAAGUUUUUUUUGUUGCAUUUAUUCACUUCCAUUUCUUUCAAGUUCUAUGAUGACAAUUUCAAAAAAAUGGUGGUCUUUUCUAUUUUUUUCAAACCCAUUUCACUCAAAAAAUUUUUCCGCGAAGUGAAUCAUCAGCUUAACAUAGCGUUUCCUGCCUUUUUUUUUAUCUUGUUGCUAUUUUCUAGUCAUUUUUUGUCUUGCUAUUCCAUUCUUUUCGAACUAUUUUUUCGUGUGAGUUUUUUUUUCUCUUUUUAAUUGUAUCAGGACUUGCGGUCGCAAAAUUUGAUUUUUUUUUCUCACUCCAAAGUUGUGAUAUAUUCUUCUCUUCCCGAGAGCGGGAACAUUAAAAAUCAAAAAGCUCUUUCAGCAGGCUUUAUUUGAUAGCUUCGCGAAAUAUGAGCUUAGGCUACCGAUUAGAUUUGGGACAUCAUUUCAUAGCGUCUGGUUUCUCUCAUUAUUCUAUAUGCUUCUGUUUCAUUCUUGACGUCGCCAAGCGCAGGUUCGGAGGAAAUGAAACGUCAAGCUUUUCGUCAUUCUUUAGUUUUCGAGAUCGUAUUAUUUUUUUGUUAUCGCAAUUUUCGACUCUUUGACAAAAUAUCGCGUUUACAAGCAAGAUAUUUUUUUUUCUUCUCACUAGCUAUGAAAAACGCAUAUUUUACUAUUUGUUCAUCGUAUAAUGGCGUCGAGCACGAUCUUUCGUUUUUUAUGCUUGUGUGAAUAUUGAGGUUUUGCUGAAAUGUCAACAUAUUAGCAAUGAGAAGGAAAACCUUCAAGUGCCAAUGCUGAAAAAAAGAUAUUUUUUUCAAGCAUUGCAACAUUGAUGAGAUCAAGGAAAUAAUAAUUUUUAUGCAAUUAGUUUCUUCGAGCUGUCGAUGUAACAUUCAAUUGGAAUCAUCAAAAUCGCGAAAGCAUCAGAAAAUUGCUAUGAGUGAAGUGAAUUAAUGUAGAAAGUUAUUCGUCAAAAAUUUAUUUUUUUCUACUGUUUGAAAAAAAUAUAAAUUACUUCUUUAUGCCGUGUUCAAAGUGAUUCCGCGAAAUUCAAAAUAGCCGUCAGAGAAAGAGAAAGAUAACUAAAUUUUGGAGGGUCAGAGACAAUUUCGCAUUUCGCGGAAAUUACUUUGAACACGGCAUUAGUUCUAUGGAAAGAGGAACAAAUAAGAAGGGAAUGCAAAAAUAGAUUCAUUUUUUGAUCAAACUUCUAAAUUUGAAUUCAUGAAUUUCAGAUGAGCGGGACAACAUUCAAAAAAAGACGUUUACGAAAUGGGUGAACAAACAUUUGACUAAGGUAUGUUAAAAGUUUUCUUUGUUUCGCUGUCAUUUUUUGGUUUUUUUUUCUUCUCCGUUGUUGCAGUAUUUCAUUCGUCUAAAAAAAUCUUAUCUCUUUUUUUCAAUCUGAAUCUCGGAAAACGCCGAUGCAUUUUGAGAGAACAUUCGCUUCAAAAAAAUCCCUUUGCAUAAUGAAAUUUUUAAGAUAAUUUACAUUGAAAAAAAGUUUCAUACGAACUAAUUUGAAAUAGUUUUCUUGAUGUAAAAAUAAUUUUUUUGGUUUGAUGAAGAAUGUUUUACGCUGAGAUUUUCAAGUUUUCGGAAUAAGAAAUUUUUUUGAAAAAAAUUGAAAAAAAUUGGAUUUAAUUUGAACAAACUGAAAAAAAUGUUGGUUCGUUCUCAUUUUCUAUUCUUUAACGGAAAAAAGCUGAUCAUUUUUCGAAUUCGGAAUAAGUACUGAAAUACAAACUUUAUGCCGCUCUCAAAGUAGUUUAGGCGAGUUCGAAAAGAUUUUCGAAAUUUUCGUUUUGUUUUUCAUCCUCUGAGGGUCGUUUAUAUUUGCAGCAGUUACUUCAAAAGGAAUCAUUACCUUUUUGAAAGACUGAAAUAAAAUUGGGGCAUUGGAUGGUUUAUUGGAAUUUUUUGAAUGAACACGAAAUCUGAUUAGUUUAAUCUUUCGCUCAGUAUUCCUAAAAGAAAAGUUCUAUAAAGGAUUGAGCAUGUUCUGACUUUCUUCUACUCUCUUUCUUCGAACCGGAAUCGCACCUUUUCAGUCCUUUUGCCCUGUGUGGCGGCGGAACAAAAGGUGCUGCAGGUCCAUUUUCUUAGCUAACACUCUCUGUAAAUAUGCGGAAAUAGGCCAGUUACGCCAUGCGUUAUGCUGCGUGGACUGCCGAAUAAGAAACGGAGAAAUAAAAAAUUCAUCUAUUACGAUAGCUGUUGGGUAUUCGAAAAAAUUUAUUUCACAAUCAUCUUUGAAAGAAAUUUUCAAACACUUUUCGCAGUUGUUUCCCUGAGAUUAUAACCUGGAAUAACUUUUCAGACGGGUAGAAAGGUCGAAGAUUUGUUUUUGGACCUCAGAGAUGGAUAUAGCCUCAUUGCUUUACUCGAAGCGCUCACGGGAGAAAAAAUAGUAAGUUGACCGGGUUGAAAGUUUUGAAGAAAAAAGACUUGCAGCAAAAGGAGAACGGAUACACACGAUUUCACAAGAUACAGAACUUGCAAUACUGUUUGGAUUUCUUGAAAAGGAAAAAUGUGGGUUUAUUCGUUCUAAUUUGAAAGUUUAUGUGAGAAAUUUGUUUCUUUUGGUCAUCAGUCUAUCCGAGAAUAAAUUGUAUGAUCAUUUUCGGUUUCAGCGCCUUUUCAGUGUUUUCAUAUCCGGAAUCCCAUAUAUGGUUUUAUGGAUAAUCAAGAACUUACCAUUCAAUCACGGAGCGUGAAUUUUCGUACACACGACUUUCUAUAUACAUAUAGAACAAUUCAUUUCAAAAUUAUUUGAAACUCCUAAUUCAAGGAGACGUUGCAGAUAAAGCUGGUCAACAUCCGACCGGAAGAUAUCGUAGAAGGAAACGGAAAACUGACGCUUGGCCUCAUCUGGACGAUCAUCCUGAACUUCCAGGUGUCCGUGAUUAGACAACGCAUGUUGCUCGAGGCUCAGCAAGAGCUGCGGGCUUCUGCGACGUCGUCGAGUGGUUCCACUAACAUCCAGGUCUUUCUAACUCUUGCUUUCCUCCACACAAAACUUUUCUAUUCAAGUUCUGAUUUAUUACGACUGUUUUUGGUAUCCUCACAAACGAGAGGAUUAGAACGUAGGUGAUGGAUUGGUUGAAGAUUGGCUCAGAUAAAUAUGAGAAAUCGGUCUUGCCAGAUCUUCUUUUUUUUCGUUUCAAGUUAAUGAUAGGUUGAUAAGAAGAAAAAAACUGUACUGGCGGACUAUUUUAAUCGCUUUUUAUGCUUCUCGUUCUAUUAUGCGUAAGCUCAAAACUGGGCGAUGCGAUUUUGAGUUUUCAUCGAUUAAUUGUGCAAAUGAAUUUGAUACGCAUCACCAAAUAUUCUUCUCAUUAUGAAAAAUGUCCGCAAUUUUCAGCAAAAAUGUAGUAACCGAAAAAAAAAACAAAAUAUUCAUCUUAGCUGAAUUUCAACCGAUCUGACCAUCUACGCUACAAAAUAGCUCUUCGUGAGCUUCUCAAAAAGUUCGAGAAAUAA
Molecule: messenger RNA, 3567 nt
Organism: Caenorhabditis auriculariae
Lineage: Eukaryota; Metazoa; Nematoda; Chromadorea; Rhabditida; Rhabditidae
Source: the annotation of a GenBank genome assembly